Messenger RNA from Fusarium pseudograminearum CS3096, 1368 nucleotides. RefSeq lists its product as uncharacterized. Gene Ontology annotation, cellular component: transcription export complex 2. NCBI's taxonomy places the organism in Eukaryota, Fungi, Ascomycota, Sordariomycetes, Hypocreales, Nectriaceae. Gene Ontology annotation, molecular function: double-stranded DNA binding; RNA binding. The transcript has 6 exons. Bases 1 to 1368 code for a protein of 455 amino acids. Gene Ontology annotation, biological process: poly(A)+ mRNA export from nucleus; transcription elongation by RNA polymerase II; post-transcriptional tethering of RNA polymerase II gene DNA at nuclear periphery. The record is from RefSeq and is a predicted model, not a curated record.
AUGAACACUACUUUCCAACAGUUCGCCGAGGCGCAUUCACUACGCAAUGGAUACAAACUUGCACAAACUCUCUCGCCUGUUCCUCCGGCAGAUGACCCCCAGAGACUGAUGGCUGUAUGGCGUAGCACGAAUUCUCACAGUGUCAAAGGCGACAUCAAACACUUUAUCAAGUCGAGCACAGCUCAUAAACGGAAACUGGAUCAUGAUGAGACAACGGGUUGGGUUGAGGUAUACACUUCAUACUGGAAAGCUGUUUCUGAGAUCCUAGCGGGUGAAAGCGGAAAGUCUUCAUGGACGAAAGUGUACGAGGCAUGGAAGGAACUGACCUCAGUACUCAUCCGUGGAUACAACUCGCACGGGUUCGAAGCAUGGACUAUCCCAUCUCUCUACAUGGUGGGCAAGUACCUGCGGUUAUUUGCGAUUAAAUCCGACGAGGAGCGUCGAGCCAAAGCAUUUGAUACUGGCCCUGGAGCUUCAUUGAUAUCGGACGACUUUGACCCUGAAACAGACAAACAGCUUCAACUGAGGGACUGCGAAGGACACCUCAAGCGUAUUUUCUCUCUAUGUUUGAACGAUAGAGCACCACUCGAAGAAUCACGAAAAUGGGGAAUCUACUUUGUCAUCAAUCUGCUCUUCAAGACGUACUUCAAGUUGAACUCAGCCUCCUUGUCAAGAACCAUUCUCAAGACGCUAGCUGUUUACAAUGACAAAGGAGACAUGCCACCACUUGAGAUGUUCCCCAAAUCUCAGAGAGUGACCUUUAAGUUCUACGAGGGUGUUUUACUUUUCCUGGAGGAGAACUACAUCAAGGCUGAAUCCCACCUUAAUGAAGCAUGGCAAUUAUGCCAUAAGGACGCUUACCCGCAAUCUGAACGAAUCCUUACCUACCUCAUUCCCUGCCGUCUUCUCACCAGCCACGUCCUUCCCACCAAAGCCCUCCUUGAGAACUACCCGCGACUACAGGACCUCUUUCUCCCUCUGGCUACCUGUAUCAAGACUGGCAACCUACAGGCCUUUGAUCAGGCACUACAGCGUGGGGAAGCCGAGUUUGUUAAGCGACGUAUUUACCUGACCCUCGAGAGAGGCCGAGAUAUUGCCUUGCGUAACCUGCUACGUAAGGUCUUCAUUGCUGGUGGGUUUGAUGAAGCAAAAGAGGCAGACGCAACCCCGGUUCGUCGUACCAGAAUUCCUGUAGCCGAGUUUCAGGCUGCCAUUAGUAUGGGCAGUGGUCAUUUGGUUGAUCCGGAUGAGGUCGAGUGCAUGCUGGCCAACAUGAUUUACAAGGAUCUUAUGAAAGGCUAUAUCGCACGGGAACGAGGCAUCGUGGUGCUAUCUAAAAAGGGAGCUUUCCCCGGGACAGGACUGUGA